AUGGAAGACUUACCAGUACCUGUCAUGUUCGACAUUCUGUCAAGACUUCCUGUGAAGACAAUCAUCCACUGCAAGUGUGUAUGCAAGAAGUGGCUGGAUCUCGUUUCCGACUCUUACUUUGCUGAUCUUCACCUAUCGAGAUCCCCUGCAGGCUUCAUGAUUCAUCAUAAUUCAGAAAAAGAAACGAAUGGUAAUUACCAUAAACCUGGCAUUUUGAAGUGGGUGGAGAUCAAAGACAAACUCGAUCGCCAACAUUUACAACAAGACCCUGUCAUGAGACUUGACCUUAAUCUUUCACCUUUUUUCCAAAACUCUCGUGUACAUCCUGUGGGCUCAGUCAAUGGUCUGAUCUGCCUAUGGCAGUAUGGUCUUAAAACUGAUAACUAUUUCAUAUGCAAUCCAAUCACUAGAGAAUAUAUGAUCCUCCCAAAUCAACAAUACUAUAAACAAGGUUAUGUGGUAAUCAAUCAUGGUUUUGGAGUCGGUUCCCUUACGCAUGAAUACAAAGUGAUACGGAUCUACCAAAGAGAUAUUCCCUUUAAUCCUACAUCAACAUCUGGAAUCAGAGAAGCUGAAGUUUACACCCUUGGCAUGGGUAAAUGGAGAAGUCUUGGUCAUGUCCCUUACACGAUUGGAGGUUUCUUUGGGCUAUUUUUCAAUGGCCAUGUUCAUUGGUCUGUGUUUGGCAAAGAUUCCCCUGAAAAACUUUUUGCUUUUGAUUUGGAUAACGAGACAUUUAAGUUGUUCCCAUCUCCUCCUGUUGAAACUAUACAAGGAAGUCACCAUUUCCUAAGUUUGGCAGUUCUUAAAGGUUGUUUAUGUCAAUCUGAUACCUUUGAGUCUCAAUUCACGCUGUGGGUGAUGAGGGAAUAUGGGAUCAAGGAAUCUUGGCAUAGAGAGGUGAUGAUCAAGGAAGGUGUUAGCCCUGCUUUAGAUUGGUUGAUGUGGGAACCUGUGUGUCUGAUUGAACGUUUAAAUGAUGGAACAAUUUUGAUGGUUUAUUAUGAAGACAAAUUGUUGGCGUGUUCUUUUGAGAAGGGAACAAUUGCAAACUCGGAUUUUUUUGACCCAUGUUUCACUGGAAUCGCUUAUCGUCCAAGCUUCCUUAAGCUCCGGAACUUCAAAUCAGAGAGAGUUCAUGUGUUUUAA
This is a messenger RNA of Lactuca virosa, 1149 nucleotides long. NCBI's taxonomy places the organism in Eukaryota, Viridiplantae, Streptophyta, Magnoliopsida, Asterales, Asteraceae. The record is from the annotation of a GenBank genome assembly.